Molecule: messenger RNA, 4786 nt
Organism: Naegleria gruberi
Lineage: Eukaryota; Heterolobosea; Eutetramitea; Acrasida; Naegleriidae
Product: villin
Exons: 3
Coding region: 1-4719 (1572 amino acids)
Biological process (GO): barbed-end actin filament capping; actin filament severing
Molecular function (GO): phosphatidylinositol-4,5-bisphosphate binding; actin filament binding
Source: RefSeq, a predicted model, not a curated record
AUGAUAUUACGAGCUAUCCUAUUCUUCAUUUUGUUUGUCAUCCAUGUCAUCAUUAUUCAUGCACACAGGCAAACUAUUGUUGUGAGUGAUUUGCAUAUAGGAGGACCUUGGUUUCAAACUAAACAGUCGAGACAUAAUUUAAAGCAAUUCCUCUAUGAUUUGGCAAGAACGGAAUCAAAGGUAAGAGGAGAGAAUGGUCCUCCUCUUACUAAUAUUGUUAUUAAUGGUGAUUUCUUUGAAUUUUGGUUGGAUAAAGUAGACGAAAUGCCAAUUAAAAAUACAGAACUCUUUGUGAGUACGGAAAGAUUCGGAGCAGAUAUUAAGAAAAUCCUUCAAGCACUAAGAGCUGCCUCAGAUUUCAAUCAAGCAAGAGUAGUUCUUACUCAAGGAAAUCACGAUAUGGAAAUAUCCAAUUCUGAUUUGGAAAUGUUACGAAAUGAAUAUGCAUUUGAUAGAUUAUUCUAUAAGACUGAAUAUUCAGAUACAGGUGUAAGAUUUGAACAUGGACACAAACGUGAUUUCUUCAAUGCACCACAUCCAGAUAAUAUUCGUCCACUAGGUUAUUACAUUGCCAGAGCUUCCAUAACAAGUGGUGUAACAUCAGCUCCAGGUGUAUUGAAAAACUUUUGUUCACUCUUGGCCUAUUUCAUUGGAAACUUUGCAACUGGUACUUGGGGUGAUGUUCUUCAUGUUUCUGCCAUUAAGAAGGCAUUUGGAGAUUAUCCCUACAAUAGUACAACUGUCUUUAAGGGAGGUUGUUUUUGGGGUAAUUGUGAUAAUUGUGAUGUUACAGUUGAGUUGGCCAAUAGAAAAUACUCAUAUUUGAGAACUAGAUAUACAGCUAAUUAUACAAGUGGUGAAGUGAAUGAUAUGGUCAGAGCUAGUUGUGAUGAUUAUUCACCAAUUCUGACCAGAAUAACCGAUCCAAAACAAGAUAAGAUUGUGGUGAUGGGUCAUACGCAUAAACCACUUUUAAAAUUACUGGAAAGCAAAUCAGGUGCUCAAUUUUUACAUGUCAAUACAGGUGCAUGGAUUGAUGGAUCAUCUUAUGAUUAUGUGAAAAUUUAUUACAGAUAUGAAGAGUCAAUUGGUGAAGAAGUUGCCUAUCUAGUUGAAAGAUACCAAUACAAUACAACCUCUCCACAACUAAUUGAGUCAAUUAACACAACCUUUCUCUACUCUGAAGAAAAUCUUGCAAGAAAAUCCUCAAGAAAUAUUGAAAAUCAAUUGGUAACUGUUCCGUCAGAGUGGACAUGUCCACCCUCUCAAUAUUUAGAUGGUAAAUCAUGUCAUUGUGGAUGUGGAGCAUAUGAUCCAGAUUGUGACAAUGCUAAACUCUUUGAAAUUAAUAAUUGUCCAAAGUCAUCAAACCAAAUGUCAUCCGUACAAGAACUUGAACGUAAAAGAUUGGCAGCCAUCUACGGAGGUGAUGAGGAAGAAACAGAUAACAAUAACCCUUCCUCAUCAGAUGAUGAAGAAGAGAAACCAACAACAAAUGAUAAAUCACCUCAAGUGGUCGCCACAGCUGCAGCUGCCACUUCAACCACUUCACCUCUUGUCAAUCGAUCAGCAGCUAGAAAACAACUUUUUGGAGGAGCCAUGAAAAAUUUGAAGAAAUCAAUGAGUACAUUUGCUGGUAAAGAAACUUCUUCUUCUUCUGAAGAGAAACCAGCUGCUACUAAAUUUUCCACAGCCAUUCGUGUGAUGCGUUCGAUAAAGGAAAUGCACUCACGUGUAUCAAUUUUGGUUGAUGAUGUUGCAGAAAAGAUGGAUUUAGAUAAAGCAUUGGAAACUCCAGAUAUUAUCUUGAAUCAGGAUGAAUUAUUUGAGGGUGCAGGUGAAAGUGCUGGUUUAACUAUUUAUCAUCUUGUGAAAAUGAUUCCAAUUCAAGUACCUGAAGAAGAACAUGGAAAAUUCAAUUCAUCUGAUUGUUAUAUUUGUGUUUAUGCUUUUGAAGCUCAAGAUGAUGAACAUCGUUUAAAGAGGAUUCACUAUUGGAUUGGUAAGAAUGCCAAUACUAUGAAACAAGCUGUUUGUGCCUUCUUGGCUGAUGAAUUGGCAAAGAGAAUUAAAGCUUCUCUCUAUAGAGAAGAAGAAAGAGAUGAAUCUGAGGAUUUCCUCGAAUAUUUUGAUCAUCACAUUGAAUAUAGAGAUAUGAACACAACUGAAGAAACUUUGCUCAAAGUUACAAAACCUGCUUUCAAACCACGUUUAAUGAAAGUUGAUGCCGAUCACAAACGUCGUUUACUUGUAAAGAGAGUUCCACUUUCACUCAAGGAAAUUCAAUCAGAAUCAUCCAAUAAGGAUGUUUUUAUUAUUGAAAAUGAAGAAAAUGUCUAUGUUUGGAUUGGAAGUGAAGCAAGUAAGCUUGAACAAUUGAAAGGUGUCGAUGUUGCUCGUAACAUUAUUCACGAUGAUAGAAAAGGAAAAGGUGAAGUUAAAAUUAUUUCACAAGGUCAAGAAUCUGAAUAUCCUGAUAUUAUUCAAACUUUCACUGAAUAUGGUAUUGUUCAUGAAAAGACUGAUGCUUCACAAGAUGCUGCAACCCUUUUCAGUGUUUCUGUUCUCUCAGUCGAAGAUAAAAAGUAUGAUAUUGCCAAAGUUGCUGCUGGUGAAUUGAAACGUGACAUGUUGGACGAAGAAAAGGUUUACUUGUUGGAAACAAAGAGUGAACUUUAUAUAUGGUUUGGUAAGAAAUCCAAAUAUGUUGAUAGAAAGUGUGGUGAAGCUUUGGCUAAAACCAUUCAAGAAUCCACACCUGAUAUUUUUGAAACUCACAGUUGUUUCUCUGAUUCUGAACCUGUUUUAUUCAGAGAGAGAUUCUUACUUGGUUUCUACUUGUAUGAUACCCCAGAAAUUUAUGAAAAGAAGAGAAGAGAAUUGGCAACAAUUUGUGAUGAUGAAUUUGAUAAGCAAGAAAUUGAUAUCAAGGUUGAAGACUUUGAUUAUAAGGAAAAAUUGGAUUAUGUUGAUCCUGAUGAUGAAGGUACAGGUACUGUUCAAAUUUGGAGAGUUGUCGAUGCCAACUAUGCUGAACCAGUUCCAGAAGAAGAAUUGGGUAACUUUUACUCUGAAGAUUGUUACUUGAUUCUCUAUGAAUGGAAUCGUUCUGAUCAAUUCGCUGAUGAAGAUGAAGAAGAGGAAGGAGAAGCCCCACCUGAAGAAGAAGUACCAGAAGAUGAUUACUAUCCAGAACCUAAAUAUAAGGGAUAUGAAUCUGAUGAUUCCGAUUCAUUGGAAGCUAGAAUGAAACUCAUUGAUGGUAUGGGUGUUAAGGUUUCUGAAGCUGAAGCACCUGUUGUUGUUCCAAAGAAAAAGUAUGAAAUUAAGAAGCAAGAAGAACCAGAAGAACAAGAAGAACAAGAGGAACAACUCAUUGUUAAACCACUCAAUAUUAAGAAGAAGAAGAUUUUCUAUCUUCCAAGAAGAAUUCUCUAUUGUUGGGAAGGUUCUGAAAGUAAGCAAGUUGUCAGUGCUCGUAUUUUGAAGAGAAACUUCCAAAACUUUGCCUCUGAUCCAAUCAAUCCAGCUAAGAUUGUUACUCAAAAGGAAGGUAAAGAAAACGAUCACUUUAUGAAGAUCUUUGAACAUAUCAUGACCAUUCACAAUGGUUCUAUGUCUAAUAAGCGUUCAGUUUCUGCCCUCUACAGAAUCUAUUGUAAGACUGUUAGAAAUUCAAAGGCCAUUCAAGUUGAAAAGAAGAGAACCAAUUUGAAUUCAAAUGAUGUCUAUAUCUUGUUGGGCUUGAGAACUGCCUAUUUGUGGGUUGGUAUUUACUCGAGUGGUAAGAAGAAGGAAAUUGCCUUCAAACUUGCCCAAUCUUUAAUUGGAAACAGAGAUGUCUCUGCCAUUGAUGAAGGUUUCGAACCAGAAGAAUUCUGGGAAUUGUUCCCUGAAUCCGAUAAUCAAUAUGUUGAUUAUGUUACUGAAAGAUUGAACUAUCCAAGAGGUAUAGUCAUGGAAUGUUCCAUUAUUCAAAAUAAUGAAUUCAGAUUAAUGAGUGUUGGUGAAGUUGGUCAACAAUUCUUACAACAAGAUUUGAAUAAUUCACAUCAAAUCUUGAUUGUCGACUAUUCUGAGGUUAUCUUUAUUUGGUAUCCAUGUACUCCAUCUACUGCCUUGAGACAACUAGUUCUCAAGGGUGUUGCCACACUUUUACAAGAAGAUUUGAAUGAAGAAAUUGAAGAAGACGAAAAAUCAAAACCACAAGAAGGUGAAGAACCAACCGAAGAAGAACUCGAAAUUAACAACAAGACCAUUCAAUCUCUUAACAAGUAUGAAGGUGAAGAAACAGCUCCUGAAAUUCCACGAUUCCCAAGAUCAGUUGUAGUUUAUGAAGUUGAACGAGGACUCGAACCAAAAGAAUUCAAGAGUGGUUUCCCAGUUUGGAGAGCAGAGAAACACUACGUCGAUCAACACGAAGACACUCUCAAGAAGGAAAAGGAAAGUGAAAGCAAAUUAAUUGCCAAAUCAUUGCCAUUCCUUCAAAUUAUCAGAGAAAAGUAUCCUUUCCUCAUUACUAAUGAUGAAUUUGUCAAUGUGCACAAUAUGGUUCACAUUGUAAAACUUGCACGUCUCUGUAACAAUAAUUACAUGAUGCUCAUGAAUAAUUUGGAACAAUUGGAAGAGGAAUAUAGAGAAGUCAUUGAUUUUGGUUCUCAUUUCGAAUCAUUUGCCAGCGAUUUAUUCAAAUUCAUUGUCACCAACAAGAUUCAAUAAGUUUCAAUUAUGAGAUUAGUGUAAAAUUUAAAAAAUAAACUUCCAUUCAAAGUAAUUAAUUAUAAAA